Messenger RNA from Oreochromis aureus, 1389 nucleotides. RefSeq names its product dynein heavy chain 5, axonemal-like. Lineage: Eukaryota; Metazoa; Chordata; Actinopteri; Cichliformes; Cichlidae. The coding region runs from base 796 to 1389 and encodes 197 amino acids. The transcript has 5 exons. The record is from RefSeq and is a predicted model, not a curated record.
CUCUUGUUUCAGUCCAGUGUGACUGAGGUGGUAAAAAAUGAUGGGAGGAGGUGAUUUGAGACAGAGAGCCGACUACAGUUAGUAAAAUGGACACACUUUGUUUCAGACACGACACAAAGUAACUGUAAAAGCCACAAAGAGCAGAAACAUCAAAAAGGAGGCAGAGCAGCAGCAACUCUCCAUGAGCUGUGAGGCUAACAGCCACCCACACCCACACUUCCUGUGAUGCAUAAUGAAAACAACAUUAACCUGAAAGAUGAUAACAACAGAAAUAAAUCUAAGCUAACGUUACACACCGCUCACACAGCGCUGACUGUACAGGCCUCACACAGCUACGACCUGCAUUCAGAACACCUGAUUCUACUGAACACAAACAAAUUAAUAAUAUACAAGCAAUCCAGGGAAGGCUUCCAGGAACGUGAGGAUCCAUAGACAGCUCUACAAAAGCAUCAGUCAGCAACAAUGUUACUAAUCACUGAGUGUUUCAUCCUUUAGAUACUCAAUAAAAAAAGUGCUGUGUUCACAUUUGUUUCUGCUGAAAUUGAGAGACUGAAAAUGCGUCUUUUUAAAGUUUGAAUAAACUGACUAAACUUCUCACGAGUCCAACCGUGAGGAACACUUCCCCCCACGACACAUCACAGGAGAACGUGGCAUCUCAGUGAAGGGGGACAGUAGCUCAGUUUAGGCAGUCACACUCAGAAUCGAUGCCUCCUGUCAGGGUCAAACGUGGUCCUCAGAAAUCUGCAGAUGUUUGGGGCAAGCUCUCACUGGUCUCUGCGUCUGUAGACUGAGCUGAUGUUUCUCCAGGUGUCUGGUAAAAGGACGAUGCUGCUGUCCAAUGAGGCGAGGAGAGAAGUAGCCAAACAGGCGAGAGCCGUGAAGGAGGAACGGUGGGCAGCUCUGGGUGCCCAACAUAAAUACCUGAUGAGCAGGCUGGCAGACACCGGCAGCCUGGAUGAGGCAGCGGUGGAAGACGCCAUCGUCUCUGAUGACAGAUUCAGUCUGAUCCAUGAAUUCUUUGCUGCAAACGGAUCCAAGAAGCUGAUUUUCUUCUAUCAGGAUGUCAAACAGAAUCUGUCCUCCCGUCAGUCUUCCUUUGUGGACGCAUCAAACUCAGCUGUGGCUCAGAGGAAACUCUUCCUCACUACGGGGAACUCUGAGCCUUUACUGGGGAAAUGUCUGUUCUUCCUGAGAACCACUGAGAAGGCCAUAACCACCGCUAACGUGCAGCAGGAAGUGAACUUUGGCGUGUUGGACUGCAGCGGCGGUGUCCUGAACAGUCUGGAAACUCUGCUGACUCACAUCAUGUUACCUGCUCUCAGGUCGCAGCAGGUAAAACACCUCCAUCCAUUCAGGCUUUCACUGAGCAUAAAAAGGGAGAUCUUUUAA